This is a messenger RNA of Lathyrus sativus (Indian pea), 1995 nucleotides long. The record is from the annotation of a GenBank genome assembly. NCBI's taxonomy places the organism in Eukaryota, Viridiplantae, Streptophyta, Magnoliopsida, Fabales, Fabaceae.
AUGUCUUGGAAAAUGCCUGUGAACCUAACUCUUAUAAUGAUGCUCCUAUGCCUAUUAUACCCUCUUCCUUGCCUAACACAAACAAAUCAUCAAUGUCUCCUUUCAUCUUGCGGCGAUAUACGAAACAUCACCUACCCUUUUCGUCUACAAGGUGAACCCAAAAACUGUGGAGAUCCAAACUAUGAACUUUCCUGCGAGAACAAUCAAACAAUACUAAAUCUAGACAAUGGAAAGUACUUUGUAGAAGCCAUCAACUACAAUAACUCCACAAUAAGGAUCAAAGAUUCAGGUGUCAACAAACACAAUUGCUCUUCCAUUCCUCUCUACACUUUAACAAAUGAAAGUUUCACUAUUGGAAAGCCUUAUAGCUUGUUAAAUGAGAAUAACAACUUAGUAACCGUAGCGUUUAUAAGCUGCGCAGCCUCGGUUAUUUCUCCUAUUUACAUGGAUACUUCAUCUUGUAUCAAAGGAUCAUUCAACUCUUCCAACUAUGCUGUGUUUGGUGACUUGAAGAUCUCUGAGCUGGAAGAUUCAUGCAGCAUACUUGUUAUGGUUAUGAUUUCAAAUUUGAACAAAGGUAAUAAUAAUAAUAAUAAUAAUAACAAGGUUUCAUAUGUGAAAAUCCAUCAGCAACUUGUUUAUGGCUUGGAGCUUUCUUGGAGUGAGAUAUUCUGCAAAGAGUGUCAAGGUAGGGGAUACUGUAAGUUGAACAACAAAAAUGAGGUCAUUGGUUGUUCACGAGGUCGACCAUGUAGUCGUGACGAUAUAUCCUCUUUUAAAUGUGCUUUAAAAGUGGUCAUCCAAGCAGCCAAAGAUGUGACUGAAGGUCCUCACAAAUUAAGCGGUAUCAUCGGAAUAAUUCUUCUUAUAAGAAUCAUAGGAGGAUUACUAUUUAUACCAAUGUACAUGAUAUAUAAAUGGAGAAGGAGGCAUUUAUCUGCGUAUGACUCGGUUGAAGAAUUUCUCAAAACUCACAACAAUCUCAUGCCAAUAAGAUACUCUUACUCAGACAUUAAAAAAAUGACAAAAGGAUUCAAGGAUAAACUCGGAGAAGGUGGCUACGGUUCUGUUUACAAAGGACAACUUCGCAAUGGUCACCUCGUAGCAAUCAAGAUGCUAGGUGGAAAAUCGAGAGCAAAUGGACAAGAAUUCAUCAAUGAGGUUGCUACCAUUGGAACAAUCCACCAUGUUAAUGUAGUUCACCUGAUUGGCUUUUGUGUCGAGAAAUCAAAAAGAGCGCUUGUUUAUGAGUUCAUGCCUAAUGGUUCUCUUGAGAAACACAUUUUCUCAAGAGAAAGAAUGGGUUCUUUGAGUUGUGAGAAAAUGUUUGAUAUAACGCUUGGUGUAGCGCGCGGUAUUGAAUAUCUGCAUAGAGGUUGUGACAUGAGGAUUUUGCAUUUUGACAUAAAGCCUCAUAACAUUCUUCUUGAUGCGAACUUUACUCCAAAGGUUUCGGAUUUUGGACUAGCAAAGUUAUAUCCAAUUGACAAAAGCAUUGUGUCGCUUACCGCUGCAAGAGGAACCAUGGGAUACAUGGCGCCGGAGUUGUUCUAUAAGAACAUUGGAGGAGUAUCAUACAAAGCAGAUGUUUAUAGCUUUGGAAUGUUGUUAAUGGAAAUGGUGAGUAGGAGAAAGAACAUGAACGAGAACGAAGAUCGCAAGAGCCAAGUUUAUUUCCCUUCUUGGGUUUACGAUCAAUUUAGCGAAGGGAAUGAAAUUGAAAUGGGGAAUGGUACAGAAGAGGAGGAGAGGAUAUCAAAGAAGAUGAUAAUAGUUGCGCUAUGGUGUAUACAAAUGAAACCAAGUGAUCGUCCUUCGAUGAACAAAGUAGUCGAGUUGCUUGAAGGAGAUGUUGAGGCCUUAGAAAUGCCGCCAAAGCCAUUUCAAACUCCAAAAGGAAUGGCUGGACAAGGCAUUGGACAAUUCAGAAAUCUACCUUGGUUGUUACCCGGGGAAUCUACAAAUUCACUUACCAUUGUUAUAAAUAGACGAUGA